Messenger RNA from Lotus japonicus, 1862 nucleotides. RefSeq lists its product as uncharacterized. Lineage: Eukaryota; Viridiplantae; Streptophyta; Magnoliopsida; Fabales; Fabaceae. The transcript has a single exon. The coding region runs from base 828 to 1637 and encodes 269 amino acids. The record is from RefSeq and is a predicted model, not a curated record.
CAAAGUACCACCAACUAGUGUUAUGGGAAAAAUCUUCCCCUAUUUGAAGGAUCUUACAUGUUUUGUUAUAUUAAAAAUGUAAUAAUGUGGCAUAUUGACAAGUCAUUUUCCUUUUCUUUCUGAUCCCAUGUGAGCUUCUCUUGAAGGAAGAGAACCACCAACCAUAAGCCAGACAGGUAAAUGCAUCACUCUCUCUCACCUGAACUCUCUUUCUAUAGUUAUUUUCUGGCUCCUGGUUUUUCAGCACCUCCACAAAGUGGUUUAUGGUUUAGGUGAUCUUCCUUUCUCUUUUUCUCUUUUAACUUGUUUAAAAAUGAUACUAUCUUUGAGGGCAAUGAUGGGACUAAAGGCUAAAGAUUGAGGUGGUGUUCAAUCUUAAGUGGGGUAAAAGCUAAAAGGCUCAUGCUUAUGAUUUGCAUGUGCUGCUUUUAAGAAGGAGAGAGAGUUUUUUGGUUGGCCCUUUUAGCAGAUUGGUGUUCUUCACUUUGCAACCAAGGUUUGUUUUAAUGUCAAGCUUUAUUGGUGGGGAUGGGGUGGGUGUAGUUACAAUAUUACAUUGAAUUCUAGUAAAAAAUAUAUCUAGAUUAUCAGUGCUUGAGUUCAGAAUCAAAGCAUAGUGUUGUGCCUUGAUACUAUUUGUAAAUUGUCCUGUAAGAGCUUUUCAUCUACUUUUAAAUGUGUCUUUCUCUUUAUUGAAAUUAAGUUUUGAUUCUGUUUUUGUAAUCCCUUAGUCAGUUUGAUAUGAGUAUCUAGAUUAGGUACUAAUUGCGUUGGACAUUGAGCAUUGAAAAAGUUGAAGUGUAAUUCAAUGUUUUGAGAGAACAAAGAUGAAAUCUUUGAGUAGUGUAGGUCUUGGUCUGAGUAUUGUUUUUGGUUGCCUUCUGUUGGCUCUGGUAGCUGAGGUUUACUACCUGUUGUGGUGGAAGAAGAGGAUAAUCAACAGAGAGAUUGAAAAUGACUAUGGUAGCCCUGUGAAGGAGCUUUUCAACAUGUUCUGCUGGAAGAGACCAUCAUCAUCUUCUUUGAGGCAAAAUGGUUUUACUCCACCAGAGCUUUGUUCUUCAGUGAGAAUUGGUGAAAAUCUUGUUUACAACCCAGAAUUGCAAGCUCAGUCACAAACUAACAAGGGUUUUCUUUUCAAACCCUUUGGGGAAGAUGGGUUGGAAGAAGAAUACAUGAGGCAACAGGGUCUCUUUGGUCCUCCAAGGUUCUUGUUCCCAAUAAUUGAAGAAUCAAAGGAGGAUCUAGAAUCUCAGGAUAGCAAGUCUAGAGGUAGAAGCUUGGGUGAUUUGCUAGUUGUGGAGACACCAUAUUUGACACCUAAUGCAUCUCCACCAUUUUUCACUCCACCUUUCACUCCUAUCAGCCCCUAUAGCCAGCAUGGAUUCAAUCCUCUUUUUGAAUCAGCAACUGAUGCAGAGUUCAACAGAAUGAAGUCAUCACCUCCUCCAAAAUUUAAGUUCUUACAAGAAGCAGAAGAGAAGCUUAGAAGAAAAUUACAAGACAAUGAGGGAAAUGGAGAUGAGGUUUCCAUCACAGUAGUUGUUGACAAGAAAAGUGAAAGGGAUGUGAAUCACCAAUCUCAUCUACCUCAGUACCAUUCAAGCACUUCACAGGUACUUCCCUUAGGUUCUUGACACCACCACCUCUCAGCUUAACAAACCAGAAGAAACCAUCUAACACCAAAGUUCUGCAGCCACCAGGAGCUUUUUUUAUUUUUUUUCCUCUUCAUUAAGCUUUCUAAUUGCAUUGUGAAGAAUUCCACUUUUUUUACUUUGGAAUUUGUUUCUCCCCUGUUGAGUUGUUUUGGAAUGGAGCUAUAGUUUAUAACAUGUUUUAAUGAGCUUAUAUUUCUUCAGAAA